ACAGAAAAAUGGCUACUGGACAGGAUCGAGUGGUUGCUCUCGUGGACAUGGACUGUUUUUUUGUUCAAGUGGAGCAGCGGCAAAAUCCUCAUUUGAGGAAUAAACCUUGUGCAGUUGUACAGUACAAAUCAUGGAAGGGUGGUGGAAUAAUUGCAGUGAGUUAUGAAGCUCGUGCAUUUGGGGUCACUAGAAGUAUGUGGGCAGAUGAUGCUAAGAAGUUAUGUCCAGAUCUUCUACUGGCACAAGUUCGUGAGUCCCGUGGGAAAGCUAACCUCACCAAGUACCGGGAAGCCAGUGUUGAAGUGAUGGAGAUAAUGUCGCGUUUUGCUGUGAUUGAACGUGCCAGCAUUGAUGAGGCUUACGUAGAUCUGACCAGUGCUGUACAAGAGAGACUACAAAAGCUACAAGGUCAGCCUAUCUCAGCAGACUUGUUGCCAAGCACUUACAUUGAAGGGUUGCCCCAAGGCCCUACAACAGCAGAAGAGACUGUUCAGAAAGAGGGGAUGCGAAAACAAGGCUUAUUUCAAUGGCUCAAUUCUCUUCAGCUUGAUAACCUCACCUCUCCAGACCUGCAGCUCACCGUGGGAGCAGUGAUUGUGGAGGAAAUGAGAGCAGCCAUAGAGAGGGAGACUGGUUUUCAGUGUUCAGCUGGAAUUUCACACAAUAAGGUCCUGGCAAAACUAGCCUGUGGACUAAACAAGCCCAACCGCCAAACCCUGGUUUCACAUGGGUCAGUCCCACAGCUCUUCAGCCAAAUGCCCAUUCGCAAAAUCCGUAAUCUUGGAGGAAAGCUAGGGGCCUCUGUCACUGAGAUCCUAGGGGUAGAAUACAUGGGUGAACUGACACAGUUCACUGAAUCCCAGCUCCAGAGUCAUUUUGGGGAGAAGAAUGGGUCUUGGCUGUAUGCCAUGUGCCGAGGGAUUGAACAUGAUCCAGUUAAACCCAGGCAACUACCCAAAACCAUUGGCUGUAGUAAGAACUUCCCAGGAAAAACAGCUCUUGCUACUCGGGAGCAGGUACAAUGGUGGCUGUUGCAGUUAGCCCAGGAACUAGAGGAGAGACUGACUAAAGACCGAAAUGAUAAUGACAGGGUAGCCACCCAGCUGGCUGUGAGCAUUCGUGUACAAGGAGACAAACGCCUCAGCAGCCUGCGCCGCUGCUGUGCCCUUACCCGCUAUGAUGCUCACAAGAUGAGCCAUGAUGCAUUUACUGUCAUCAAGAACUAUAAUACUUCUGGAAUCCAGACAGAAUGGUCUCCUCCUCUCACAAUGCUUUUCCUCUGUGCUACAAAAUUUUCUGCCUCUGCCCCUUCAUCUUGCACAGACAUCACCAGCUUCUUGAGCAGUGACCCAAGUUCUCUGCUAAAGGUGCCAGUUACCAGCUUAGAAGCUAAGACCGAGGGAAGUGGCCCAGUGGUGACAGCCACUAAGAAAGCAACCACGUCUCUGGAAUCAUUCUUCCAAAAAGCUGCAGAAAGGCAGAAAGUUAAAGAAGCUUCACUUUCAUCUCUUACUGCUCCCACUCAGGCUCCCACUAUCAAUUCGCCGUCCAAGCCCUCAUUACCUUUUCAAACCAGUCAAACUACAGGAACUGAGCCCUUCUUUAAGCAGAAAAGUUUGCUUCUAAAGCAGAAACAGCUUAGUAAUUCUUCAGUUUCUUUCCCCCCACAAAAUCCAUGGUCCAACUGUAUAGCAUUACCAAACUCUUUACCAACAGAGUAUCCAGGCUGUGUCCCUGUUUGUGAAGGGGUAUUGAAGCUAGAAUCCUCUAAAGCAACUCCUGCAGAGAUGGAUUUGGCACACAACACCCAAAGCAUGCAUGCUUCUUCAGCUUCCAAAUCUGCGCUGGAGGUGACUCAGAAAGCAACCCCAACUCCAAGUAUUCUAGCUGCUGAGGACCAAGUGCCCUGUGAGAAGUGUGGCUCCCUGGUACCAGUAUGGGAUAUGCCUGAACACAUGGACUAUCAUUUUGCAUUGGAGUUGCAGAAAUCCUUCUUGCAGCCCCACCCUUCAAACCCCCAGGUUGUUUCUGCCGUAUCUCAUCAAGGCAAAAGAAAUCCCAAGAGCCCUUUGGCCUGCACUAAUAAACGCCCCAGGCCUGAGGGCAUGCAAACAUUGGAAUCAUUUUUUAAGCCAUUAACACAUUAGUGCUGCCCUCAGGCUUGCUUUUAGGAUUUAAUAUUUUUUAUCUCUACAGAUCUUUAAUAUUUUAUCUUUACAGAUUUCCCUGAGAAGGGGAAUUAUGAAAUUUUUAAUACAAAAAAUAAUCCAUUUAGGUGCCGAGUUAGAGUCCCAUCUCUUCACAGGCGUGGAUUCUAAUCCCACUGCUGAUAGAGAUGUAAAAAUUCAUCCUACCAUUGAGUUUUUAAUCUUUAGCAUUUAGGGAGGCAGUGUCAUAUAAGUGUGGGCCUUGGAGUCUAAGAGA
This is a messenger RNA of Mandrillus leucophaeus (drill), 2424 nucleotides long. RefSeq names its product polymerase (DNA directed), eta (gene POLH). Lineage: Eukaryota; Metazoa; Chordata; Mammalia; Primates; Cercopithecidae. Bases 9 to 2147 code for a protein of 712 amino acids. Gene Ontology annotation, molecular function: damaged DNA binding; DNA-directed DNA polymerase activity. Gene Ontology annotation, cellular component: nucleus; site of double-strand break; replication fork. Gene Ontology annotation, biological process: error-prone translesion synthesis; response to radiation. The record is from RefSeq and is a predicted model, not a curated record. The transcript has 10 exons.